GCACAACAGCGCCCUCCCAGGUCAGCAAUGCCGUGAGCGGCGCUCGAAACAGCCCCUCAGCUACAGUGCGCGCGCUUGCGAGGCGCAGACGGAGACGCGCACAGCGCCACUAAGCUGAGGCACCGCGACCGAGCGCACAGACCCCGCCGCUGAAAAAAAAGCCCAGAACAUCCAGCCGCGGACCCCUGUACAACUUCCCCGCAAACACCGAGACCGGAAAGAUGGGAGGCAAGCUAAGCAAAAAGAAGAAGGGCUACAAUGUGAACGACGAGAAGGCUAAGGACAAGGACGCCAAGGCGGAGGGGGCUUCGGCCGAGGAGGGCGAGGCCCAGAAGGAGAGCAAGGAGGAGGCACCGGCAGCGGCCGGGGGAGCGGAGGCGGCGUCCGGCGAAAAGACUGAGAAGGAGGCGCAGCCAGCCGGCGAGCAGACGGCGGCUAAGGAGGACGACAAGGGUGCAGCCGCCAAGGAGGCCAAGGAGCCUGAGAAAGGAACGGCCAACGCCAAGCCCAAGGCCGAGGCAGCCAAGAGCGAGGAGCCUGCCGCUGCCGCCCCAGCUAAGGAGGCCGCUCCGGAGGUGAAGGCCGAGGCCCCGGCGCCCCCGGUGGCCGAGAGCAAGCCGGACAGCAAGAACGAGGCCGACGCCAAAAAGACUGAGGCCCCUGCGCCGCCGGCAGCUAAAACCGAGGCGGCCGCUGCCCCCCCAGAGCCCAAGCCCACGGAAGCGGCGGCCCCUGCCCCCGCCAAGGAAGCCCCGGCGAAAGAGGCGGCCCCUAGCUCUACAACGGCCGGCCCCGAGAGCGCGGCUCCGCCCAAAGAGCCUAACGCCACAGAAGCUCCCGUUCCCAACAAGGAUCAAACCGUAGCAGUUCAGGAUUAAUGGACAGCUUCUUUUAAAACAGAAUCAACGACAAAAAAAACGAAAGAAUAAAAUCAAAUUGAAUUGCCCAUCCACAUUAUUAUUAUUAUUAAUAUUAUUUUUCUGCUGUAGUAUUUGGACUUUGAUACAGGUCUGUUUUACCUGCCCGCCUGCCCUUACAUCCUCAUCUUCCGCAGCCAUGGAGUUCCACCACGCCAUGCAUCCCUCCACCAGGUUGCCCCAGGACCAUAAACCAUUGUGCUUUCCUGGGCUAUCCACGCUGCAGAUGUCUUAAAGUGAACCGGAAGGGUAGAAUCUCUUUACCAGCUGGACAUGCACUCUUCCAGACCCCGCCUGGACCUUCCCCGCCCCCCCCCUCCCCCUCUUUCCCUUCUCCUCUUCCCUGCCCCCCUCCCCAAACGCAC
Paramormyrops kingsleyae is the source of this 1282-nucleotide messenger RNA. RefSeq names its product brain abundant, membrane attached signal protein 1 (gene basp1). The record is from RefSeq and is a predicted model, not a curated record. NCBI's taxonomy places the organism in Eukaryota, Metazoa, Chordata, Actinopteri, Osteoglossiformes, Mormyridae.